This is a messenger RNA of Scomber japonicus (chub mackerel), 3189 nucleotides long. It is a transcript of the gene etnppl, whose product is annotated as ethanolamine-phosphate phospho-lyase. The coding region runs from base 84 to 1574 and encodes 496 amino acids. Lineage: Eukaryota; Metazoa; Chordata; Actinopteri; Scombriformes; Scombridae. Gene Ontology annotation, cellular component: mitochondrion. The record is from RefSeq and is a predicted model, not a curated record. The transcript is spliced from 13 exons. Gene Ontology annotation, molecular function: transaminase activity; ethanolamine-phosphate phospho-lyase activity; pyridoxal phosphate binding.
UGCUUUUGCUCGAGCAGAUCAUCUACGAGUCAGCGGGGAGGAAAGAGUGUGUGUGUGUCGUCCUCCAGCUGGGUAACAUCAGGAUGUCUGUGGAAAUAAUGGAUAAAAAGAAAACUCUCGACUUGAGGAAGAAGCACAUUGGGCCUUCUUGCAAGAUUUUCUUCAGCCAUGACCCUAUCAAGAUUGUGCAAGCCAGAGGCCAGUACAUGUAUGAUGAAAAUGAACAACGCUACCUGGAUUGCAUCAACAAUGUGGCCCAUGUUGGCCACUGUCACCCAGAUGUGGUAAAAGCAGGAGCUCGACAGAUGGAACAACUCAACACCAACUCGCGUUUCUUGCACGACAACCUUGUGCUGUAUGCCCAGAGGCUGCAAGCCACACUGCCUGACAAGCUGUCUGUGUGCUACUUUGUCAACUCUGGAUCUGAAGCCAACGACCUGGCCCUUCGUCUAGCAUGGCAGUACAGCGGCCACAAAGAUAUCAUCACCCUCCAAAACGCGUACCACGGCCACGUCUCAUCGCUCAUUGACAUUAGCCCGUAUAAGUUCCACCAGCUGUCAGAUGCUGAGAAGAAUCAAUCUGUACAUGUGGCCCCGAGCCCAGAUGUAUACAGAGGUAAAUACAGAGCGAACCACCCUGAUCCUGCAACAGCAUAUGCAGAUGACGUCAAAGGCAUCAUAGACAAAGCCCAUGAGAAAGGAGGCAAGAUUGCUGCUUUUAUUGCCGAGUCAUUGCAGAGUUGUGGUGGGCAAGUCAUUCCCCCUGUGGGCUACUUCCAACAAGUGGCAAAACAUGUCCGUAAGGCUGGGGGCCUUUUCAUCGCUGAUGAAGUCCAAGUGGGUUUCGGGCGUGUUGGCUCCAAGUUCUGGGCCUUCCAGCUUCAGGGAGAAGACUUUGUGCCUGACAUUGUCACAAUGGGAAAGCCAAUUGGCAACGGCCACCCCAUGUCAUGUGUGGUCACUACCAAAGAGGUGGCAGAGGCAUUCAUGACAUCUGGAAUGGAGUAUUUCAACACAUUUGGUGGUAACCCAGUGUCGUGUGCCAUCGGUCUAGCCGUCCUAGACGUGAUUGAGAAAGAAGAUCUCCAGGGUAAUGCACUGCGUGUGGGGGGAUACCUGACCAAUCUGCUGGAAAAGCAGAAAGAGAAGCAUCCACUGGUCGGAGAUAUCAGGGGUUGCGGCCUGUUUGUUGGGAUGGAGCUUGUGAGGGACAGGUUGAAGCUCACUCCUGCUACAGCAGAGGCCCAGGAAGUCAUAUAUAAGCUAAAGGAACAACACAUCCUCCUUAGUGCUGACGGACCUCAUCGCAACGUGCUCAAAUUUAAACCCCCAAUGUGCUUCAGCACGGAGGACGCGGACCUGGUGGUGGAGAAAAUCGACCACAUUCUCACAGAAAUUGAAGCAGCAUUAGGUCUGAAGUCCUCCAACUUAUUGAGUGUAGAGACUGACAGCGGUAAAAGAAAGCUGCCCACUGACGAAAAUGGACAUCAGUCUCAAAAUGGGUCCGUGCACAGCAGAGGGAACGGUCAACGAGCCCGUGAGCAAACCAAACAAAGCAAACGCCUCAGGUCUUAACAGUCAAAGCACUGAAGUGACCCAAUGUAUUCUAUCUGUGUGGUAACAGACACUAUAAACUUUAUAGUUGAGAAAAAAAAUAUGUAAGUAUAAAAAACAGUGGUGCCUUAACACGUAGUGCAAUUAAUGUUUUUAAUAUGAUGAAUGAUGUUAUAUGCUGUAUAUCUGUGUGAUUGCAGUCUCUUCUCAGGUAUUUUUUUUUACUACACUGAGGAAUCAUGCCACUUGUUGUGUGACAUGCCAACAUUGACUUAACCGUGAUUAUCAGGGAUCAAAACAUGUACAUGUAAUCAUAAGAUGUUGUCUUAAUGACUUUAAUAUUAAAAUACUGCUUUCCUGAUUUUAAACAUUAUCUCAAAUGCAGUUGAAGGGAUGGAACAAUAUAUUUGUAUUGAAUUAAUCACACUGGAUUAAACAAAAUAUUGCAUGUGAUUCUACUUUGAUGCACCAGAGAAAUUCUGACCCUAAUCACUGCCUUCUAGGACUGAAUGCAAUGCAUGUGUAUUAUUCGCCACAUGAAAGUGGAAAGUAGCUCCACUGCGUAUAUGCUGUCGGUUUUCAAUCUUAUCCCACUCUGUCGCAACCAAACAAGCAUGGACACUGUUUGACAAGUCUGCAAUUAUUUACCAAUGUUCCCAUGUUCCUCAUUAACAGAGACUGGACAUGGUUUCCAAAAAGAGUUUACUUGUACAGUGUUCUGUAAGAGAGACCCUUUGGUGCCUAAAGAAAAACAAAUAGAGUGGAGUACUGCACAUCUAUGGUGGACAUUAAAAAAAAAAAAAAAAAGAUCAAAAUGUUCUUUUAAGUCUCAGGAGACACAUAGUUGUAUUCUUGGACCAUGCUCCAUAAUGUGGAGAGACAGACAGGAGGCAUUAGGCCUACUCAACACAGUGUGUGAAGAAAGUGCCAUCCAGUAUACUAAACCAUCAGGCAGCCCACAACAAUGAAGGAAGGACUGACCAAAUAUUUGAUUUUAUGUGGAUGUUUUUGUCUCCAAAGUCAUACAUAUUUAUUUACUCUCAUUGACAAUUGGUUCUUAGAAGAGGGGGGGAGGGGGGUGUAUUUUAGAAAAAAUGGUAUGAUGGAGUGGAAGAAUGAAGCAAAUAUUUUUCCAAGAGAAGAAAAGAGCAGUGCAGUUUUGGUAUAGCAUCUGGUAAAAGUAGACUAAACCCUUUUAAAGUACACUAAACGACAUACACAGGAUCUUUUAUAGCUUGUGGUUUAAAUAUGUAUAUUAAGAGGAGCAUUGUGCUAUAGAUUUAAGUAACAGUAUUUAGGGUACUGCACUUUAAGACGGCUUUCCUGAUGGUUAGCAAAUAUUUGUAAUUUUUGUAAGUAGUGAUAAGCAAUUCCAUUAUUUUGAUUUCCUGAUUAUUUUCAGCAUUGAUUAAGCUUGAAUUUUUAUCAUGUAAUAUCUCUGUAGCAGCCCGUGUACAGUAUUUGGACCCUGGGAAGUACAGUGAACUGCAUCUCCCAUGUGUACUUGCAUAGCAGAGUACAGGUGUGCUCUAGUUGUCAUUAAAAGCUGUGGGAUUCACAUUUGUCAUGAUGGAAGCUUGGCUUUAUCAUUAAAUACUACAUUGGACCAAAAGGUGCAAACGUUUCUUUUUCCAUA